GAGUCGUCUUUCACGGGGCACACAUAACUAAAACCAAAACAAUCAAAAUCCUUCUUCUCGGGCGAAAGAGAGAAUUUUGUGAAUCUGGGUUUCCAUUUCAGGUGUUAAUAUAAGAUUUUGAUCGAUACCCAUCUCUAAAGAAGACGAGACUUGAUCUGAUCCGAUCCGAUCCGGGCGAUUAGGUUUGUAGGGGGCGGAAAAAAAUGGCGAAUCUGUAUGUGAAAGCUGUGCCACCGCCGGAUAUGAACAGGAAUACGGAAUGGUUCAUGUAUCCAGGAGUUUGGACUACUUACAUGCUUAUUCUCUUCUUCGGUUGGCUCGUUGUUCUCUCUGUCUCUGGUUGUUCACCUGGAAUGGCUUGGACUGUUGUUAAUCUCGCUCACUUCGUUGUAACGUAUCACUGCUUUCACUGGAUGAAGGGAACUCCUUUUGCAGAUGACCAAGGAAUCUACAAUGGUUUAACUUGGUGGGAACAAAUGGACAACGGUCAACAACUUACCCGCAACCGCAAAUUUCUCACUGUAGUUCCUGUUGUCCUGUAA
Messenger RNA from Camelina sativa (false flax), 542 nucleotides. RefSeq lists its product as uncharacterized. Gene Ontology annotation, cellular component: endoplasmic reticulum membrane. Lineage: Eukaryota; Viridiplantae; Streptophyta; Magnoliopsida; Brassicales; Brassicaceae. The record is from RefSeq and is a predicted model, not a curated record.